Abrus precatorius (Indian licorice) is the source of this 471-nucleotide messenger RNA. RefSeq names its product agamous-like MADS-box protein AGL80. Bases 1 to 471 code for a protein of 156 amino acids. The transcript has a single exon. The record is from RefSeq and is a predicted model, not a curated record. Gene Ontology annotation, biological process: positive regulation of transcription by RNA polymerase II. Gene Ontology annotation, molecular function: DNA-binding transcription factor activity, RNA polymerase II-specific; protein dimerization activity; RNA polymerase II cis-regulatory region sequence-specific DNA binding. Lineage: Eukaryota; Viridiplantae; Streptophyta; Magnoliopsida; Fabales; Fabaceae.
AUGACUAGGAAGAAGGUGAAACUUGCGUAUAUCACUGAUGAUGCAACAAGGAAAGCAACAUUCAAGAAGAGGAAGAAGGGUAUCAUUAAGAAGGUGAAUGAACUCACAAUUUUGUGUGGGAUUCAAGCAUGUGCCCUAAUUCCAAGUCCUUUUGAUUCCAAGACUGAGGUUUGGCCUGACCCAGAAGGAGCCAAAAAUGUGAUUGAGAGGUAUCAGAAUACACCUAUGAUAGAUGAACGAAAGAACGUGAACCAAGAAAGAUUCGUCAUGCAAUGGGUCGCCAAAACCCAAGACCAAUUGAAGAAAAAGCGUCAAGAAAAUCGUGAGAAGGAGAUGACCCUUUCUAUGUUCCAGUACAUGCAUGGAGAAACGCUGCCACAACACUUCACUGUUGAAGAACUCAAAUGUCUUGACAACGUUAUCGACAAGAAUAUGAAGGAGAUUGAAAAUAAGAUUGCUGCCCUCACUUGA